AUGAAAGUACUCCUUCUUCUGGGGUUCAUCUUCCUCACUAUGGCUGUCCAUGGUAAGAAAAUGGAAAGAUGUGAAUUUUUCAAAACAAUGAAUCAACUACGUGUGGAUGCACUCCAUGAUGCCGUCCUGGCUAGCUGGGCGUGUUUAGCAGAGACAUUGAGCAAUUUGAACACCACAGCCAUACACUACAACCCUGAUGAUAAAAGCACUAAUUAUGGGAUAUUUCAGAUCAACAGUCACUUCUGGUGUGAUGACGGCAAGACACCAAAUACAUUGAAUAGGUGUGGAGUCAAUUGCUCAGAACUUCUGGGAGAUAACUUUGUUAAAGCAGUAAACUGUGUGAAAAAGAUUGUAGCUGAAGAAGGCAUUAAGAGAUGCCACUACAAGCUCCACCAUGCCAGCACCCCUGCUCACUCCAGGACCGCCAUCUAGAACUGUGAUCAAGAUCCAAGCAC
Messenger RNA from Phascolarctos cinereus (koala), 455 nucleotides. The record is from RefSeq and is a predicted model, not a curated record. NCBI's taxonomy places the organism in Eukaryota, Metazoa, Chordata, Mammalia, Diprotodontia, Phascolarctidae.